Messenger RNA from Corapipo altera (White-ruffed manakin), 1369 nucleotides. It is a transcript of the gene CCDC89, whose product is annotated as coiled-coil domain containing 89. NCBI's taxonomy places the organism in Eukaryota, Metazoa, Chordata, Aves, Passeriformes, Pipridae. Bases 121 to 1185 code for a protein of 354 amino acids. The transcript is spliced from 3 exons. The record is from RefSeq and is a predicted model, not a curated record.
GCCUGGAUCCAAGGUAGCGACAGCGGUGGGAGAGUACAGGAUGGAAGAGACAGAGCUGGUGUCCGUACUGAUGGUCACUACUACACAGCUCUGAAACUCUACCUGCUUCACAGGGGCUCCAUGGCUCAGGAUGAGAGAGGAGCAGGGAUGGCCAACUCUACAGGUGAUCUAGAGACAAGCAAAGACAUGGAUGAUCUGACAAAAGGCCUUGAAGAACUCUGCGAUAUCUCUAAGGAGAGGAGGGAGAAAGCACUGCUGCUUUUACAUCUAGAAGAGCAGCAUCAUUUAAUGUCUAUGCUGACAAAGAAAGCAGAUGACACACAAAAACGCUGUAGGGCCCUGGAGCAGCUCAACAUGGAGCUGGAGAAACUAAGGACAGAGGAUGCUCUGAAAAUUAAAACUCAGACCCUGAAGAUUCAGCAUUUGGAGGGGCGCUUCAUGGAUCUGGCCAACAACCGUGAAAAGAUGAUCCAGUUCAAGAACGAACACAGGAAACGGCACAUGCAGCUGUGGGAGGAGAACAAGCGCCUGCGGCAGGAGAAGGAAGUGCUCUUCAGCCAGGCUGUGAGGGAGAAGGAAGCUGAAGUGCUCCGGCUGGCUGCCCAGGCCAGGAAGCUCUCACAGCAGUUAUACUCCCUGCAGGAGAAACAUGCUUAUGAGAGUUGCAGAGCCCGGGAGAGAGAAAAGGAGCUGCUAGAAGCUCAGAGCCACCAAGCAGGUGCCUAUACCCGGGAAGUGGAUUCACUGAAGAAGCAGCUGCAACUCCUACAGGAGAGGCACCAACAAGCUGUUGCAAGGGCAGAGCAGGCAGAAAGUCAGCAGAGGGCUCAGAGCACCGAACUGUGGGCUCAGCUGGAGAGGGCACACAAGGAAAAAGAGCAGCUAUUGAACCUGGCCAUGGAGAGGGGCAAAGCUCUGCAAGAUAAGGAACGGGAGAUUCAGCAGCUGGGGGAGAAGCUGGAGCUUGCGGAAGAAGCCAUGCAGAGAGCAGGAAGGUGCUGUGAGAAAGAGGUAGCAGCAGUGGACAAAGAUCUGAAGGUCCAACAGCUCCAAGGACAGCUGGAAAGCAGCAAGCAGGCGUACAACGAGCUCUCUCUGCGGUUCGAUGCUUACAGAAAGCACAGUAUGGACUUGCUGACUAAAGAAAGAACACUGAAUGUCAAACUCCGUCACUUUGUUGCAUAACUGCAUCGUUUUCCACUGUUCUCUCCUUGGUAGGUGCCUCUGUGGCAACACAUCACUGCAUUUCGUUCCUUUCCGUGGGGCCAUCUUCUGGAUUCUUUGUAAUAUCCUCACCAGUUUAAACCUCCCUACAAGGACUGGUUUUUGUCAUUACACUUUUACCUAAGUAAAUCUCUACACUGUUAAA